Messenger RNA from Chaetura pelagica (chimney swift), 1500 nucleotides. Its product is annotated as solute carrier family 2, facilitated glucose transporter member 11-like. The record is from RefSeq and is a predicted model, not a curated record. The coding region runs from base 1 to 1500 and encodes 499 amino acids. Gene Ontology annotation, cellular component: membrane. Gene Ontology annotation, molecular function: hexose transmembrane transporter activity. The transcript is spliced from 12 exons. Gene Ontology annotation, biological process: monosaccharide transmembrane transport. Lineage: Eukaryota; Metazoa; Chordata; Aves; Apodiformes; Apodidae.
AUGGCAACCUUCUUCUCUGACCUGGUUCCGUUCAGAGGAUUAUUUCAAAUGAUCUUAGUGCUGGGAAUUGGUGGUAGUUUUCCAUAUGGCUUCCACAUUUCUGUAAUCAACUAUCCUUCUGUGCACAUCAGGAAGUUUAUUAAUGAAACCUGGAUAGAGCGACAUGGCUCUCCCCUUCAUCCUGAGACAAUCAUGCUGCUGUGGUCCUUCAUUGUGUCUGUUUAUGGGAUAGGAGGAUUUCUGGGAAGCCUCUGCUGUGGCUACCUGACUACAAAAUACAGGAAAAAAAAGUGCCAAAUGUGCACCAACCUGAUCAUGCUGGUAGCUGCACUUCUAAUGGCCUUCAGUAAAACAGCCAAGUCCUUUGAGAUGAUUCUGGCCGGACGCUUUCUCUAUGGCAUUGGUACAGGUUUUUCUCUCAAUAUACAUCCUCAGUAUGUAGGAGAGAUCUCACCGAAGAAGCUGCGUGGAUUUACCAAUUCCACAGUUGCUGUUUUUCUGACACUGGGCAAACUCACAGGACAGGUUAUUGGACUACGGGAGAUUUUAGGAAGUGAAACUCUGUGGCCGUGGUUGUUAGCAUCUAGUGGACUUUCAGCAUUGGUUCAACUGGUUACUCUCCCAUUUUUCCCUGAUUCACCAUCCUACCUCCUGAUACAGAAGGGUAAUGAGGAAGCCUGCAGGAAAGCCAUCAGGAAGCUCUGGGGGGAAGGAGACCAUCAAGCAGAAAUCGAUGACAUUAUGAAGGAGAAGGCUGCAAUGACAAGCACAAAAUCCUUGCGUGUUCUUGAAGUAAUAAAAGAGCGGUCUCUGCGCUGGCAACUGUACAUUUUGAUGACUGCCAUGACCACCUUGCAGCUCUGUGGAAUCAAUGCAAUAUAUUUCUAUUCUUUUGAAGUAUUCCACACAGCCAAGUUUGAAGAAUACCUUAUCCCAUACGUGUCCCUUGGAGUGGGGUUGUGUGAAUGCUUAUCCUCUAUACUGUGUAGCACCCUCAUAGACCGAUUUGGGAGGAAGGUGCUCCUAUUGGGAGGAUACACACUGAUGUGUUCUGUGCUGGCACUCCUCACCAUGACCCUGUCACUGCAGCAUCAGUUUUUCUGGAUGCACUACUUCAGUGUUAUCUUGAUCUUCCUAUUCGUUAUCUUCUACGGAAUUGGACCAUCUGGAGCCACUAUAUCUAUCAUGGUCGAAAUCUUCAGCCAGUCAUACAGACCAUCAGCCUUCUUGAUUGUUGGCUGCAUCAACUGGAUGGGACUUUUUGUGCUUGGGAUGGUUUUUCCAUUGAUUGUGGAUAACCUUGGACCUUUCUGCUUCCUUAUCUUUUUGGGAAUCCUUGCUUUAUCAGCAAUUUUCAUCUACCUGUAUCUACCUGAGACCAAGGGAAAGUCAAUCAUGGAAAUAAAAGCAGAGUUCAACAAGCUGAACUUUGGGAAAAAAGAAACCUCAGCCACUGAAAAUAACCUUCCUAAGGAACAGUUUUUCUGCACCAAGCUCUGA